UUUUUUUUAUUGCUUCUUUGUUUUAAUUGUCUUGGUUUUUUUAAUCAGGUAGAUUCCAUUCCUUUGUUCUUUAAGACAUUCAUUCAUUCAUUCCUUUUGGUCUUUAAGACAUUCAUUCAUUCAUUCCUUUGUUCUUUAAGACAUUCAUUCAUUCAUUCCUUUUGGUCAUUAAGACAUUCAUUCAUUCAUUCCUUUUGGUCUUGAAGACAUUCAUUCAUUCAUUCCUUUUGGUCUUGAAGACAUUCAUUCAUUCCUUUUGUUCUUUAAGACAUUCAUUCAUUCAUUCCUUUUGGUCUUGAAGACAUUCAUUCAUUCAUUCCUUUUGGUCUUGAAGACAUUCACUCAUUCCUUUUGUUCUUUAAGACAUUCAUUCAUUCAUUCCUUUUGGUCUUGAAGACAUUCAUUCAUUCAUUCCUUUUGGUCUUUAAGACAUUCAUUCAUUCAUUCGUAUUUCGUCCGUGACGUCAAAGUUGAAGUAUCCCCAGUAACGUGCUUUCUUCUCUCCCUUGUCUAAACAGCGCAAUUCAAGGAAAGCGGGGGCUGCGAGUAAUGACACUGACCCUUAGAAAUUGCAGUAUUUAGUAAACUUGACAUGUGAGCAGCUGUGUUACACUAUACAGUAGUUGUUUGUGAUCGGAGUAAAACAAAAACAAAAACUAUUUCCUCUGCGAUUGUUUUCUUCGUGUUGUGUUUAGUAAACGAAACAAUUUAUUUCAAUAUUUAAACAAUGGCUGUUGUACGCUGUCCUCUAGUAUGUUCUGUUAUACUGGUAUUAGUAGUCCAGCGAAGUGACCAGGCCCCUCUACAAAAUUUAGAAUUCAGAGAUGGCCAGUUCUUGUGCAGCUACGAUCCAGAGACCGGAAGUCAAAUCUGCAAAGAGGAAGAUCUAGAAGAAAGCAGUACCAUGUCUGAGUGUGAUUAUAAACACUGCUUUCGACAGUGGGCAGACGUCAGAACAAGUAUACAUAAUAACAGGUCCAGUGGGGUACCUUUUAGUACUAACCUUGAGCAAUGGAGCAGUAUUUGUGACGAUAGUGCAAUCAAUGAAGUGGAACUGUGUAUUAAUGAGGAACUCAUGCUGUGUACCAAGGACACACCUGAUAAUGAGCUUUUGGUUACGGAGUGGACACACUUCUGUCAGGACUAUGGAAAGACAGCCUACUUAAAGUUGAACGCUGUCCACUGCUCGCCCAGCCAUCUCAAGGACAUGUGUAUCGAACAAGCGAAAAUCCAGGCAGAUUUGACCAACAUAAAGUUCCCAGACGGUGAAAACUAUUUUUGUGUAUUUGAACAUUUUUAUCAUCGAUGCCAUCGGGACGAAAUGUUGGCUCAGUGUGGCCCUGAGUACGUAGAGUUUAUAGACGUCUUAAACACAGACUAUGCAAGUGAUAUCGAUACAAACUGCAGCCAUAUUGAAGUAUCGUGAGCAUUGCUGGUCCAAAGAACGACAACACAUUUCGUGCAAAUAAAGAAAGGUUAUUGAGAUUA
Messenger RNA from Biomphalaria glabrata, 1488 nucleotides. RefSeq lists its product as uncharacterized. Lineage: Eukaryota; Metazoa; Mollusca; Gastropoda; Planorbidae. The record is from RefSeq and is a predicted model, not a curated record. The transcript has 5 exons. The coding region runs from base 728 to 1426 and encodes 232 amino acids.